Molecule: messenger RNA, 4343 nt
Organism: Bufo bufo (common toad)
Lineage: Eukaryota; Metazoa; Chordata; Amphibia; Anura; Bufonidae
Gene: CBFA2T2
Product: CBFA2/RUNX1 partner transcriptional co-repressor 2
Biological process (GO): negative regulation of DNA-templated transcription; DNA-templated transcription
Cellular component (GO): nucleus
Molecular function (GO): transcription corepressor activity
Source: RefSeq, a predicted model, not a curated record
CUCCAGCAGAGGCCCUGUAACCUCCUGUGUGGUAAGGAGCUGUCGCAGGAGGGUACAGAGUACAGAGUCUUCCUAAGAGGAUAUAUAAGAUGGUUGGAAUCCCAGGAUCAUUCCAGUGGGUUAAAAAUGUGAUUCCCAGUCAUAUUUUAGUCAGGGAAAGAAAAUCGCCAGUGCCUACAAGGAUCCUGGCAAACAACCCCCUACAUCUCAGCUUCCUAGAUGCCUUCACUGGAGACAGGAGGGUGCCUUCAAUGCCUGGGUCUCCCAUGGAAGUAAAGAUUCAUUCUCGAUCCUCACCUCCUACCAUGGCACCAUUGCCACCUGUGAACCCAAGUGGGCCGCGGCCCGUAUCCUUCCCUCCCUCGUCACUUUCUAAUGGAAUGAACCAUUCCCCUCCAUCUCUGAACGGAGCUCCAUCUCCGCCGCAGCGCUCCAGCAAUGGCCCUUCAUCAUCUUCUUCCUCAUCUCUAGCCAAUCAGCAGCUGCCUGCUACGUGUGGAGUAAGGCAGCUCAGCAAACUAAAGAGGUUCCUCACCACAUUACAGCAGUUUGGCAAUGAUAUCUCUCCGGAGAUUGGGGAGAAGGUCCGAACCCUUGUUCUUGCUCUGGAGGGUAGAUUGACAAUUCCACUGUAACUCAUAGAAGAAUUUCACUGCAAGCUCCAGGAGGCCACCAACUUCCCCCUCCGACCAUUUGUCAUCCCAUUCCUCAAGGUGAAAAUUAUAGCUACGCCAAUUUGGCCGCUUCUCCAGAGGGAGUUACUGCACUGCGCGCGUGCUGCCAAGCAAACUCCUUCCCAGUACUUGGCGCAACAUGAACACAUCCUCCUCAAUACCAACACGUCUUCUCCAUCUGAUUCUUCUGAGCUGCUCAUGGAAGUGAAUGUGAAUGGAAAGAGACAUAGCCCAGAAAGGAGAGAAGAUAAUGUCUUGAAAGAGAGCCUUUACCCCCCAGAGCCCCCAGUCUAGAGGGUGUGUACCAUCAGUCCAGCCCCCCGACACAGCCCUCUUUCUUUGCCCCUCUUGAACCCCUCCAGCCAGUUUCAUCCCACCCCUCCUCCUCUGCAGCACUAUACUUUGGAUGAUAUACCAGGAUCACAGUUGUACAGAGAACCACUGGGCAAGAUUGUGGAAUGCAGGGAUGGGAGAGAGCGCCACCAUGCUAUAACAGAUCAAUGGCAGCUUAACAAUGGUUACCAAGAAGAGCUUGUAGAUCACCGGCUGACGGAGAGAGAAUGGGCAGAGGAAUGGAAACAUCUGGAUCAUGCUUUGAACUGCAUCAUGGAGAUGGUGGAAAAGACAAAACGCUCUAUGGCUGUACUGCGGAGGUGUCAAGAAGUGGACAGGGAUGAGCUGAAUUACUGGAAGCGACGUUACAGCGAGUCUUCCGAGCUCCGUAAAGGAAGUGAACUUUUAAGCAGGCAGCACAGUCCAGCGUCUACUGACUCCGGCACCAGCGACUCUCAGAGGGACUUUGGAAGCCGAACUGGAGGAAAUUAUGUGACUGAAGAAAUCUGGCGGAAAGCAGAAGAAGCUGUAAAUGAGGUGAAGCGACAGGCUAUGUCCGAGGUACAGAAGGCAGUAUCUGAGGCCGAACAGAAAGCAUUUGAGAUGAUUGCUUCAGAGAGAGCCAGAAUGGAGCAGACUAUUGCAGAUACCAAGAGGAGGGCGACCGAAGACGCCAUCCUUGUAGUAAAUGAGCAGGAGGAGUCAACGGAGAGCUGUUGGAACUGUGGUCGGAAAGCCAGCGAGACCUGCAGCGGGUGUAACAUUGCCCGAUACUGCGGAUCAUUCUGCCAGCACAAAGACUGGGAAAAGCAUCAUCGUAUCUGUGGCCAGAACAUACAUGGUCCUUCCAAGGCACUAACUCCUGUCCGUUCCUUAGUACCCAAACCCUCAGAACCCAUUUUGCUUAGUCCUGGCAUUGAGAGGUCAUCUGGUGCCACCUCACGCUCUUCCACUCCUGCAUCUGUCACCGCUGUCGAAAGCUUGUAAGCGGGGGUUCUACCUUGUCUUGUGUCUCUUGUGAUUUCUUCCACCAACUUGGACUUUGGAUUAUAGUAGAAGAAUAUAUAGAUGAAAAACUUUUUUCUGAACCCCUGUGAGAUAUGGAUUUGCCAUAUUGUUUACCUGGUGGACCAAACCAUUCACAUAAGAGUUCACAAGACAUAAGAAACAUGGAAGAACUGCUGUCACAAGCAAAUAUCAUCCAAAUAAUUCUCUGCCCGUUUGUAACCACUGCUAGGGGUACAUGGUGGCAGACCACAUACAGUCAUCUGAUAGCCCAGUCUUGGUUCUGAAGAUGGAAAUCUACUAGUAAUAAGAUAUGAACUUCUUAAUAUGGCUGAGACUCAAAGACUAAGAGACCGAACUACACCAAAAUGGCAGCACAAGACAUCACAUUGCUCCUGUGCAUGUUAUUUUUAAUGUCUUUCCCUUUGUUGUACAUUUGUCCUCAUUUUUUUAGCUGAAAUUAAUUGUGUCCUUGUGUAAAAUGGCUGCUGCUAAGUCCCUUCACUAAUAAUGGAGAAUAGUAGAUCAGAAAUCCAGGAAGAAAACACGCUCAGUUAAAAACUGUUACUCACAAUGGAUGAAGCUAAUGAGAUGCAUUGCAUUGUGGGAAACUGGCCUCUUGUUCCUGGGCGGAGACCUGAAGUACCAGACCAGUCAUGUAAAGAUGGCCGUAAAGGAAAAAUGAAAUGUGCUGUACUGUUCCUAUGCAAAAUGGUUCACAUACAUGUUUCACUCUGAGAUCUGACUUUAGCUUUACUGUUCUUUAAAUUUGGUAGGUUACUAAUUGUGUGAACAGUCUUUAAAGGUUAUGGACACCUUUGGGAUAAUUUUUUAAAUGAUUGCAUUUUUGCUCAUUUUUGGCUAAAAAGAAUUUUUUAGUUGGACAUUAUUAAACAUUUUCAGCCGUUUUUGAGUUAUAGGGGUUAGAAAUCAGUGUAUUUGCAGACUGUCCCUCCUGAGUUCUGUCAGUUGAUGGAUCAUGUGAAGAAUUGUCUCUGAUCUCUGUUUAGCUAUAAUGAGGUCAGGAGAUCACAGAUAAGGCUUCACAUGAGCCAUCAGCUGACGGGAAUGAGAGGUGAUACUUUGAAAACAGUCAGAUUUUUUAUUUUAUUUUUUUAACCCCCGUACUCAAAAAUGGCUGAAAAUUUUUAAUUUUGACCAAAUGAAAAAAAUCUUUUUAGCCCAAAAUGAGUAAAGCGCGAUUGUUAAAAAAAAUUCCCCCAAGAUUUCCUAACCUUUAAUUACAAGACAUGGUAAAAGGGAUCAUUCUUAAGAAUUUAGAUGCAUGGAAGCAAAAUACAACAUGGCCAAAGUUGCAGAUAUUGCUUCAGAGUCUUGGGUGCUUCUAAAGAAUACAAUUUAAGGUCCUGGGAGCUGGGAACUUCAUCAAUCAAUGGGUCCUAGCACCACGAAAAUGCACAAGCUGUUACACCAAUGAAAUCAAUGCCUUUCUUGUGAUAUCUGAAAUGGCAGAGCCGAAGAGAUCUAACCACUAUGUGAGUAGCGGGAUCUUAUCUCUCAGGGUAUUGGUGGGGGUCCCACCUUCUAGAUCUUCAGCAUGCUGACAAGACGAUUUUAAAUUUAGGUGAACCCUUUAAUCCAGCACGUAACCCAUCAAGGGACGGAAAUGAUCGCGUCAAGUGUUGGCUAUAGAUAUGCUUUAGCAUCACGUUGCCCUGGGUGCUGUGUUCUGGCAGCGCCAACCCUUGGCAAGGGUAUUUAGAUACAGGACCAAAUGUAAGAUUUGCCCUGUGUGAAUGGGAGGCCUAGCUACGACCUUUGCAUGUUGCUCUCUAUGAUCAUUAUCUGUGUUGGUGUACCAUUUUAAAUGUAGCAGAGCUGGCUUUGUCAUCUAAUACUUGCAUUGUAGAAAACUAUAGGUUUACCCACAGCCACCGAUAACACAAUCUAAGAAGCUGGGUCAAAAGAUAAACUCAGUUCUGCUCCAUCUGUACAAGACCAACCCUCAUCCGUUUGGGUUGCAGUUAUGACAUGGUGUGUGUUAUGCAGCCUUUUCACAUAUAUCCUGCACCCCCCUAUCUUUGUCAGUUGUAAAACUCCCUUGGUGUCCAAAGACAAUGCGCCACCAAAUGCAAAUCCCAUUGUGUCUGUCUUGGAGUCAUCUAUUUUUCUACACAAAUGUCCGUAGUCCUAUUUAAAUGUGUGUGUUUAUGAUAUUUUUUUGGGUUUGCUUCACGGCUGCGUCCUUAAAAGAAGCCCAAAUUUUCUAUAUUAUCAGAUAUUUCAUUUAAAUGCUAUGUAAAUGUGUAUCUUGUAUGGAUAAGCUAGGCGUUUAUUACCAGGUUUAUUCAAUAAAUUCUGUUUUAUCCA